Molecule: messenger RNA, 1848 nt
Organism: Tetrahymena thermophila SB210
Lineage: Eukaryota; Ciliophora; Oligohymenophorea; Hymenostomatida; Tetrahymenidae
Exons: 7
Source: RefSeq, a predicted model, not a curated record
AUGAAACGCUCUCAUUCACAAAGCUAUAACAUAUCUAAUUAGCCUGGCUCUGCUUAAAAAGACAAUUUAGAUUAUUUCAAAGAGACAACAUCUCUUCGUAAAAAAUAUUUAGAGGCAUAGGCAUAAAAUGCAGAUAAACUCAAAUAAUCGAUUUCUUAAGUUUUAGAUUAUAAUGAUCCUAAAGUUAUUUAAUCUUUUGCGCAGCUCAAAGCUGCUUCUAAAGUUACGGACAUUGAUGCUAUAAAAAGUUAGAAAUUUCGCUUUAAAGGAAAAUACCCUAGUCUAACUGCAAUUAGAGCUGCCUCAACAUAAAAAGAAAGGCAAACUUUGCAGGGAUUUGAAACUAAUUACUGGUAAAAAAACACACUUAAUACAAACAGAGAAGUUCUUGCUUAGUCUAAAACUUUUGAUGAAUAAGAAGAAAGAGCACAAACUGCUCAUUUGCGAUUAUCUGGAUAAUAAAAAAAGGAUUUUGAUAAACAAAAAACCAAAUUGAGAGAAAACAUUACUCGAAUUUAGUAAGAAAUAAGAGAUGAUGAAAAUCAAGACGAAAGUGACUGCAAAAGCAACUCUAUGAUGGAUCAAAAGCAAUCAAUCGAACAGCUAAAACUCUAUAUUGAAACAUUCAGAUUGAGCUGCAAGGUUGAUUGUUCUUAUCCUUAAGAAAUGCUGUAUGUAUUAGAUAAGCUAAAGAGCUAUAUUUUUUUCCACUGGAAGUCGUCAUUAGAUUUAAAAGAGGAUAUAUUACAAAUCACAACUAAUAAACAUAUAAAGAAUUUCUUUCUGUGGGUUCAACCCUAUCAUUUUCCAUACAACGAAGUGUGUAGAAAGCUUUUAGAAGAAAUAAUAUCUCUGAAUGCAGAACAUCAAAAUUAAGUAGAAUUACUCAAAGAUAAAAUCAAAGAGCUGAACGAAGUAGGGAAUGGAAUGAAGUAGAAAUUAGAAUUAAUAAAAAAGAAUAUUAUUUAUCACAAGGAGAAGGGAAUUACUAUUUAAGGUGAUACCUCUACUUUAUUUAAAUAUGAUGCUUAUGAGGAAGAGAUCAAUCAGCUGAAGAGUGUCUAACUCAAAUUAGAGAAGCACAUCAAUACACUAAACGAAGAAAUAUUUUAAUUGAAGGAAGACAUACUCUCUAAAGAUAACAAAAUUAAAAGAUAAGAAACCUAAAUUGAGAUUUUGAAACGAAAUGUAAAGAAUUUAGAAGAAUAAAUAUAAGCCAAGGAAAAAAAUAAUGCUGAGAGAUAAAAAUUUCUAUUGCAAGAAAAAGCUAAAUUAUUGAACGAUUUAAAUCAAUUUUCUGACAAUAUCGACGAACUAUUUUAGGAAAUAAAAGAUGAAUUCAGUUAAGACUCCUUAAAACUAAAGGAUACUCCAUAAAUGGAGUUUUUUAGAAAGAUAUUUAUAACACACAAUCUCAAUUUUGAAGAUGUUUAUAGGGAUGUUCAUAAUGUCUACACCAUGUCAAGUAAGGACUUACUAAAGAAACUUGUAUAGUAUUUUUCUAGUCUGCUGGAGUGGAAAGCUGACUUAAUGAACGUUAUAAUGAGCAAUUCAGAUUUUGACAAAAAUUUAUCUUUUUAGAAUAAUUGCUAUUAGAAUCCUUCUAGUCUAUAACAUAUAGCCUAAAGUUAAAAUAAUAAAAUUUCUUCUACCUCACAGAGUUUGAAUAACAUUCAUGGCUCUUAAAAGAUAGCUAAAAAUAUGUAAUAGUAUCCUAAAGAUAAGGAGAGCGAAAGAUAGUUCUAACAUAACUAAGAAUUGAUAGAGAGAAAAAGAAUAGAAUAAUAACAAAAUUUGGUUCUAUUUUAGCUGAAAUAAAUACUUUUGAGAUAAUACACUAAUAACUGA